GUCGGUCAAAAUCGCAGCGUUUGGGAGUGAAAGAGACGUGUUUUCCGAGGAGAGCCAGCAGCCCCCCAGCCUGAUCCGGAGCUACCUGGGCAGAAGCGUUCUGGUUUCCCAGGUUGACAGCAGCUUGUCCUCCACGCACGGGCAAAACCCCGUUUUCACCGAGUACCAAGCCUGCGUGUUCGGAAAUGUCAGGCUGGUGGUGCACGACUGCCCUGUCUGGGACAUAUUUGACAGUGACUGGUACACCUCUCGCAGUCUUAUUGGAGGAGCUGAUAUUAUUGUGAUCAAAUACUCUGUCAAUGACAAGACUUUAUUUCAAGAGUUAAGGGACAGUUAUGUCCCAAUGAUAAAAAAAGCAUUAAACCACUGCUCAGUUCCAGUAAUAAUUUCUGCUGUCGGUGCAAGAAAAAACGGAGUGCCUUGCACCUGCCCGCUGUGCACCUCGGACAGGAGGAGCUGCGUCACCACCUCAGACGGAGUACAGCUGGCCAAGGAACUAGGAGCCACUUACCUCGAACUGCAUGCUCUGAAUGACUUCUAUGUCCAGAAGUACUUUGGAGGAGUGCUGGAGUAUUUUAUGAUCCAAAGUUUGAAUCAGAAGUCGUCUGAAAAAGUAAAGAAAAUGAAAAAGACGCAGAAGUGCCAUCGAGUUCAACCACCUCAGCUUGAACAGCCAGAAAAGAUGCCGAUCCUGAAGGGCGAAGCCUCUCAGUAUGACGCGGACCUGCACAGCCUCCUCUGCUGCUGCCCCUGCGCCGAUGUGGCCUUCUGCUCCGAGGACCUCAGCACGGCGGUGGAGGCUCACAAGGUCAUCCUCUGCUCUGUCAGCCACCUCUUCAUGCUGCUCUUCGAAGUGAAGAGCCCUGCCGAGAUACGAGAUGACUCCAUCCUGGGGAUGGCCCGGAGCCUCUUUGAGGUGGAGACGGGAGACACCGGAUCCCCUGUGAGAGUGGUGGUGAAGGACUCGAUUUUCUGCUCCUGCCUCCCAGACAUCCUUCACUUCAUCUAUUCAGGUGCUUUCCAGUGGGAGCGAUUAGAAGAGGAUAUAAAAAAAAAGCUGAAGGAUCCAGAAAAAACUGAACAAGUGCUUGAGAAGGUUAAAUGUAUCCUGAAAACUCCAGGGAAACUAAGCACAGUGAAGGACUGCAGAUCUCGCCGGAUGAAACGUCUGUAUAAUACUUCUCUGAGGCUGUUCUUUAACACGCCUGUCCUCGCUGAUGUCAUCUUCAAAAUACAAG
Messenger RNA from Apaloderma vittatum (bar-tailed trogon), 1238 nucleotides. RefSeq names its product Rho-related BTB domain containing 3 (gene RHOBTB3). Gene Ontology annotation, biological process: proteasome-mediated ubiquitin-dependent protein catabolic process; regulation of proteolysis. The annotation marks the transcript as partial. The record is from RefSeq and is a predicted model, not a curated record. Gene Ontology annotation, molecular function: GTPase activity; ubiquitin protein ligase binding; GTP binding. The transcript is spliced from 8 exons. Lineage: Eukaryota; Metazoa; Chordata; Aves; Trogoniformes; Trogonidae. Gene Ontology annotation, cellular component: cytoplasm.